AUGCCAGAAUGGAAAGAGUGGAAGACAUGUGAAGUUGAUGAGCAAAGAAGAAAAUUCCGUUGCCUCCGAGAUCUCCUUAUUGUGGGUUGUCCCAAUUUGAUAGGGCCAUUUCCGGAAUACCUUCCUUCAUUGGAAAAACUUGAGAUUCGUAAUUGCCAAAAUUUGGUAGUUUCAAUUUCAAACCUUCCAAAGCUAUCUGAAUUAAAAAUUGAUGGGUGUGAAAAAGUAGUGCUUGGGAGUUGUACGGAUCUUUGGUCGGUGAAAAAAAUCACCCUUUCCAACAUUUCAAAGUUUGCAUGUAUAACAAAUGAAAGGAUGUCGAUGUCAGAGAAGAUGAAAGCAGAAGAUCUCCAUGUUAAAGGUUGUGAGGAAUUGGUUUCUUUGUGGCAAACAGAGUGGGGUUGGUUGGUGCCUUUGAGAUUUCUUCGUAAUUUAAAGCUUGAAAAUUGUCCGCAGGUUGUUUCUAUAGGUGCAACGGAGGUGGAGGAAACGGCAGAGAUUUUGCAAUUAAACAUACACUGCAACAUUGAACAUCUGAGAAUAGAAUAUUGUGAAGGCUUCCAGAAGUUAUCAGAAAAACUCAAGUGUCUUAGAAAGUUGGAGAUUGUAAAGUGCCCAAAUUUAGUUUCAGUUUUGGCGGAUAACUUGCCCUCCACUCUUAAAAGUUUGGUCAUGGGGGAAUGUGAGAAUUUGGUUUGCUUAUUGGAAGAUGGGGAGGACAUCAAUUUCAGCAACACAUCUCUCCUUGAAUGUCUUGAAAUUUUUGAAUGUAAAGCUCUCAAAUCAUUAUCAUCAAGCAGUAAGUUACCCGUGGGGCUUAAAACGCUGCAGAUCUGGAACUGUCCAGAGCUAGAAUUUGUAGCUCAGGAAAUUGGGGAUAAUACUUGUCUUGAAUCUAUUCAAAUCACGUUUUGUGAAAAUAUUCAGUAUUUACCCCAAGGAAUGGACAAUCUUAAAUCUCUAUAUCUCGAUGAGUGUGAAAAACUUGAAGCUCUGCCCAACCUCAACUCUCUUCAGGACUUGACCCUGAUGAGUUGUCCAAGGGUGACAUCCAUCUCAGAAGGGGGUUUGCCUACCAACCUAACAAGGCUUGAGAUCUCUGGACCCAAUAUUGUUAAGGCAGUAAUGGAGGGGGGAUUGCAUAGACUCACCACUCUUAAAAAACUCGUAAUUUAUGGUGGUAAUUGUGAUGCUGUGACAUUUCCAGAAAGCGGUUUGCCUACCAACUUAACAAUGCUUUACAUCUCUGGCCCCAGUAUUGUUAAGGCAGUAAUGGAGUGGGGAUUACAUAGGCUCACCUCUCUUACAAGACUCUUCAUUGGUGGUGGUAAUUGUAUAGAUACGGUGUCAUUUCCACAAGAGGAGAUCAAGCUGCCCCCUUCUCUCAACCUUAUAUCUAUCGCACACUUCAAAAAUCUAAGGAAGCUAUCCUCAAAAGGCUUUCAGCAUCUUUUCUCUCUUCAACAAUUGUCGAUACUUAAUUGCCCGAAGUUCAAAUCCCUUCCCAAAAAGGAAGUGCUUCCCUCGCUUUUGGAUCUACAAAUUAUUGAUUCUCCAAAGUUGAAGAAAAGAUGGUGCAAACAUGAUAGAAGAGGAACUGAAUCAAGGGAACCUGGGCACUUUAUGUUUCCUCCUUCCAUCCUCUUGUUCAUUGUAGGUAUAAUGCAGCCUACAUUUUGUUCAUCUCUUUUUGAGAGUUAUGAUUUCUUCAAUUUGUGGCUAAAUAUUGAUGACUGUCCUCUGCGAUCAAUUGAUCAAGAAUCAGAUAGCUUGGGCUCCUUGUGUGAAUAUCGAUGA
Molecule: messenger RNA, 1797 nt
Organism: Durio zibethinus
Lineage: Eukaryota; Viridiplantae; Streptophyta; Magnoliopsida; Malvales; Malvaceae
Source: RefSeq, a predicted model, not a curated record